AUGAAUCCAGAGUACUUUAGCGCGCUCUUGAACGCCCUCUGUCCGGGGUUUCUCUACACCCCAACCAUUCACUGUCAUUCCGGAGAAAACAUGUUCCGAGCAACUAACUACUCGCAACCGCUCCACGACCGUUUGCUCAACCGCUUCUCACUCAAUCGCUCCUCCCUCAACCGCCUCUCACUCACCCCGCAGCUGCAAUGUCGGGACCAACCUAUACACGUCGUGGAAAUUCACUCCUUCCUCGUGGUUAUCAACUCUCUGCAAAUCAGCCCACUCCAGCGAACAGUAAGUGCGCACCCUAUCCUUGCGUUCUACAUACCCUUGCUGAUUAUGCACCCAGAGAUGGCAGUUGAGAAACAACAUAACUUCAUGGGUCCCGCGUCGAACGUGUCUAGUAAUCCGUUCCACAAACCGCGCCCUAUCGAGUCGGAGUCCGCCGAGAAGCUUGAGGCGCAGAAGGCCGACUACGAGGCCAGGAUCGCCGACAUGAGCAAAGUGUCCCAGGCCAACUUAGAGAACACUAUCAAGGACUACGAGGCAAAGCUCAGCGAAAAGGAGAAACUCCAAGAGAUUGAGAUCGAACGCGUGAGGGAUUUCAUCAAGCAUGAUUGCGUCGAGAUAAAGAAGAAAUCCGAGAUCAAGCUCAACGACCUCGCCGAGAACUACGAGGCCAAGAUUGCCUAUAUGGAGGCCGAAUCGCAGUCCAAGCUCGAGAAAACCAUCAGGAAAUACGAGGCUGAGCUCAUCGAAGAGGAAAAACACGGCGAUUGGCUGCUCCAAGAAAUGAGGAAGGGCCAUGAGACCGAAAUCGCCGAGAUCAAGGAGAAACACGCACUAGAGUCUGAAGCCGCGACCGAGGACUACGAGGCCGAUCUCGGCAGGCUCAAUCAGAGCUCCGCGAUUCUGCAACGUGCUUUCGCCGACCAGAGCUUGGAACUUGCGGAGCUCAAGGAAAUGAAGACUAAAAAACCUGAAGUUGCUGAAGGAAAAGAUACGAAGGUGCUCACUGACGAGAAGGCGAACGUCGAUGACAAGCAUGUGGACGUCAACGACAAAACCGCGAACGCCGACAAGAAGCCCGAAAUCGACGCCCUCAAAGGCACCAUCGACGCCCUCAAAGAUACCGUCGGUAUACAGAUGGUGGCUGCAGAUGAUCUCCGCGAGACCGUCAAGGACCUCCGCGAGCGUGUCGCAAAGCUCGAAGCAGAGCGUUAG
Messenger RNA from Alternaria viburni, 1215 nucleotides. RefSeq lists its product as uncharacterized. The transcript has a single exon. Bases 1 to 1215 code for a protein of 404 amino acids. The record is from RefSeq and is a predicted model, not a curated record. NCBI's taxonomy places the organism in Eukaryota, Fungi, Ascomycota, Dothideomycetes, Pleosporales, Pleosporaceae.